AUGAUUUACUCCUCCGGAAGAGAAUCCUUCUUCAACCUCAACUCCACCUGGUACGAUCCCUCGGGCUCCUGGCUGGACACGCGGCGCACGCCCUUCCGCUACGGCUACAACACGUGCUGCUCCUCGGGCUGCCACGGCGAGGGCGCGGAGGGCAUGAGGGGCCACGACUACCGCCACUACGGCUACCGGCAGCCCCGCUGCGCCGAGCGCUGCCACGGCUACGCCGCCUCCUCGGGCUCGUGCCACGGCGGGGGUGGCAGCUGCGUCAGGAGACCCACGUACAGCUACGGGGGCUCAGGGGGGUGCCAGGGCUAUGGGAGGUCCGUGUGCUCCGAGAGGUGCCAGGGCUCCUCGGGCUCGUGCCACGGAGGGGGUGGCAGCUGUGUCAGGAGACCCACGUACAGCUACGGGGGCUCGGGGGGCUGCCAGGGCUACGGGAGGUCCGUGUGCUCCGAGAGGUGCCACGGGCCGGUGGCCCAGGCAUCUCCUCAGCAUCUCCUCAGCGUCUCCUCUCGAGCUCCUUCUGAACCAGGUCUCCAACCAUGUCCUCCCGCUGCCAGGACAAGGACAAGGAAUGGCCCUCCUACCACGCAGAAUUGCACUGCAGAGGCGGAGCCGGUGACGACCCAAGAGGUGGCCGUGGGGGUGGUGGUGGUAAAUCCAGUAACCACACAAACAGUGGUGGAUCUAGUAGCCACGGAAGCAGUGGUGGAUCCAGUAGCCAGGCAAGCAGUGGUGGAUCCAAUAGCCACGGAAGCAGUGAUGGAUCCAGUAACCACACUAACAGUGGUGGAUCUAGUAGCCACGGAAGCAGUGAUGGAUCCAGUAACCACACUAACAGUGGUGGAUCCAGUAGCCACGGAAGCAGUGGUGGAUCCAGUAGCCAGGCAAGCAGUGGUGGAUCCAAUAGCCACAAAAGCAGUGGUGGAUCCAGUAGCCAGGCAAGCAGUGGUGGAUCCAACAGCCACACGAGCAGUGGCUGAUGCAGCACCCUCGGGAACGUAUCUGGCAGCCAUGGGAGCAGGGGAUCCGGAUUCCAUGGGACCAACACAGGAUCCGUCUCUGGAGGUAUCUACUGCAACACCACCUACCACAGACCCUCAAAUGACAACUGAUCGCCCCACCAGCUGCCAGUGACCCGCAGGAAUGCCCUGGAUCCAUGUUUGGAAAGCUUUGCAUGUGCCCAGCAAUUUCCAAGGACAACGUGUCCUCACCCUCCCCUGGUGUGUCCUGUAACCUCUCCUGAGAUGCUCUGUGGGUGCUGAAAUAAAGGCUUUGCUCACGCUGGCA
Molecule: messenger RNA, 1290 nt
Organism: Taeniopygia guttata (zebra finch)
Lineage: Eukaryota; Metazoa; Chordata; Aves; Passeriformes; Estrildidae
Source: RefSeq, a predicted model, not a curated record